AUGUCACACGUUAUUUUUGCUGAUGUGUAUUAUAAUGGAUCCUACUAUUCGGGAAACCAUAACGACUCGUUGGGAAGCGAUGAUCACGGACACGACGGGGUAUUGUUUUCUCCUCAUCCUCACGUAUUGGUCCUUGUUGUUCUCUCGUGUAUCAUUCUCGCCGCAGUUAUUGGAAAUAUUCUCGUGAUAGCUUCUGUAUACUCACAGCGUCGUUUGCGGACAGUGACGAACUAUUAUAUCGUAUCGCUUGCAUGGGCGGAUUUUUUGGUCGCUCUGUUCGUGAUGCCGUUCCACGUGGUAGGAGAAAUUACGGGCAGGUGGUGGCUCGGUGUCGUCUUUUGUAACAUUUGGAUUUCACUGGACGUUCUUUUAUGUACUGCGUCGAUAUUAAACCUAUGUUGCAUUAGUUUAGAUAGGUACUUUGCUAUAACAGAGCCUCUCAAGUACGCAGCCAAGCGUUCCAAGCGCCUAUGCUUUAGCAUGAUCGCGGGUGUUUGGAUCGCUUCUGCAUUGAUCACAUCCCCGCCUAUCUUUGGGUGGAAAGACCCGGAUCACGGAAGAGACCCUACACGGUGCCAGCUAACACAGGCUCCAGGUUAUGUCAUAUACUCGGCAUGCGGCUCUUUUUACUUUCCACUUUUAGUCAUGAUUUUUGUUUAUUGUCGAAUAUUCCAGGCCGCAUCAAAGAGCGAGAAAAAGUUUGGUUUGAGGAGAAAAUUCAACAACGGCCAGAAAAACACCACUACUACCUUGGAGAAAUCCGAUUCUUUCGAUUCGCAGUACAGUUUUAGCAGCGAGGAAAAACAGAAAGGAAAUAUUUUGCUAAAACCGGAAAAAGUCAAAACAUUGAAAUUAAUAUCAAGAUCAUCGCUUACAAACGAGCAUAAAGUGAAAACUACGCUCAUCUAUGGAACGCCGAUGCUUAACAGACGUGUUUCUAAAGUGAAACUACAGGGCAGUCAAAAUGGAAUAGUAGAGUAUCAUAGCUGUCAAUCUACGCCAACGCUGCCACGGGAAUGCGGACACACACCACUUCGUUCUUCUAGUGUCGCUAUGCUGAGGUUGAAAAAGUUGGUGACAGAAAGCCCGGUAUCCGCGGUGUGCAACUCCCCGACUCGGCGGGGAAAGUCUGGAAAAAGCGACGAGAGAAAAAAAGCGCGCAUGCUUCUGCGAAAGGAGAGAAAGGUAGCGAAGACACUGGCUAUCGUUGUGGGAUGUUUUACUGUGUGUUGGCUGCCCUUUUUCCUUGUUUACAUUAUAGCGCCAUUUUGUAGACAAUGUCACGUGCCAACAAUGUUAACUAGUUCGUUUGUGUGGCUCGGUUACCUGAAUUCGGCCCUUAAUCCGAUUAUCUACGCAUUUUUCAAUGUCGACUUUCGGCGGACGUUCUGGAUGCUUACCUUCGGCAGUUGCAAGCAUUGUACGCCCUCGUGCGUUGAAAAGGAGAAAGGGAUGUCUUAUAAUGUCUGA
Saccoglossus kowalevskii is the source of this 1470-nucleotide messenger RNA. RefSeq names its product putative G protein-coupled receptor No18. The record is from RefSeq and is a predicted model, not a curated record. Gene Ontology annotation, biological process: adenylate cyclase-activating adrenergic receptor signaling pathway; positive regulation of MAPK cascade. Gene Ontology annotation, molecular function: G protein-coupled receptor activity. Gene Ontology annotation, cellular component: plasma membrane. NCBI's taxonomy places the organism in Eukaryota, Metazoa, Hemichordata, Enteropneusta, Harrimaniidae.